CCAAAGGUGAAAUGGCUUAUACCCAUCACCAUGUACACACAAGAAUAAGUACAGUCAAGCGUUUGCUAUAGUACAGCGGCGAGUCAAACAAUUGAGCGGUAGCGACAGUGUCAUAUUUGGUAUCUAGACAGUUGCAUGGCCUGGGAUUAUACUUCAUAGAGAUGCCUAGCGGCUCUAAUAAUGAUUCCUGUCUGAUAUCGUAUUCUAACAGCAAAGAACCUUUUUGUCUUGCAUGAAGCAAUCGUUUAAUUCAGGAGUAUGCUAUGUCUCACGCCGUAGAGGGUGUUACAAAGUCGAACACAAACAGAACAAAACGAUAAUAAAGAGUGACACGGAGUAUACAUCAUUUUGAGAAUUCAUGUCCGCGUAUGUCGAUACCCAGAACGUUGGUAAGGUAGGUAGUGUAGGUGUGUUCAUAUUGAGCGUUGUGUUCUUACACGCACACACAAACAAACACAUAAACGGUUCUAUCAACGCACACACCACAGAACCAACUCCUAUAUUUACUGCUGCGUUCGCGUUUCUAAUUUUAGUUUGCCAUGUGCAACUGAGUGACUGUCUGGAAAGCUGAGGUGGCCUAGGCCGUCACUCUCUGUUUGUUGAUUAGGUUACUGGACUAUAUCCGAUGGCUUGGCACCUGACGAGAUCUUUGUCAGGGGUGCGAUCAGGAUAAGUGACCUGACAUCCGAUGGAUGAUUCCGGCCCCACAAAGGAAGCCAGAAAGCAUAUGAAAUUUUGCAUGACCUCAGAUGUCGAUAGAGUGGGGAAUCCAACGGUGCUCAACUCUGAUGGGGGUGGCGUCGUCGUGGCGGUUGGUCGGUCUUGACGGGGGGAUCAAAGGUUCCUCACUUUGGACUUUCGGCUCCUGACGGCUCCGUAUGCAGGACGGAAGGAAAAAAUAGAAAAAUAGAAAAAUAGAAAAAAGCCUGGAAGCUUCUUGG
Messenger RNA from Lasiosphaeria miniovina, 941 nucleotides. RefSeq lists its product as uncharacterized. Bases 359 to 571 code for a protein of 70 amino acids. The record is from RefSeq and is a predicted model, not a curated record. The transcript has a single exon. NCBI's taxonomy places the organism in Eukaryota, Fungi, Ascomycota, Sordariomycetes, Sordariales, Lasiosphaeriaceae.